Gymnogyps californianus (California condor) is the source of this 4931-nucleotide messenger RNA. RefSeq names its product pleckstrin and Sec7 domain containing (gene PSD). Gene Ontology annotation, biological process: regulation of ARF protein signal transduction. Gene Ontology annotation, molecular function: protein binding; phospholipid binding; guanyl-nucleotide exchange factor activity. NCBI's taxonomy places the organism in Eukaryota, Metazoa, Chordata, Aves, Accipitriformes, Cathartidae. The record is from RefSeq and is a predicted model, not a curated record.
AUGGCUCAGGCGGGGGGACCCGUCCGCUUCCACCCCGGGGAGGGCUGCAUCGCCUCACCCCCGCCGUUCGCCCGUGGGGUGGACCGGAGGCCCUGGCUGGUGGGGGGAAGCCCCGAGGCCGGGAGGCACAGCCCCCCACGCUGCCUCACCCCCAACCUCAACGCCGGCCGCCUCCACCUCCUGCGGAAGGGCCUGGCCCCCGAUGCCCGCCGCUGCCCCCUCGGCCUCUACAACAGCACCGGCUCCUUGGCCCGCAAGCCGGCGGAGGCGGCUCCCUUCGGCAACGGGAGCUGCCCGGGCGCGGGGCGCCUGACAGCCCCCAGCACCCCGCGGCGGGGCCGGCCCAGCCUGGUGCUCUCCUCCCUGGGCAGCCGCAGCCCGCCGGUGGCAGCGGCCCCGGAGGGACACAGCUCCGUCGUCACCUUCCGCUUCAUCGAGAAGGCCAGCGUGCGGACCCUGGGCGGCCUGCCGCCCCCCCAGCCCCACCGGGAGAACGGCCCCCGCAGCCUCAGCCGCAGCCUGGAGCUCGGCGGGGAUGCGGGGUCCCCCCAGCCCCAGCCCCUGCCCCAGGAGCGGCUCCUGCGCACGCUGAAGCUGGAGGCCUCCGCGUCCGACCCACUCCUGGCCAGGGGCAGGACCCCGGGCACACGUCCCUGCGGGAAGGAGCUCUGCGCCCUCGACGCCGACUGCCUCUGCCGCUCCCUCGCCAACGGGCUGCCAGAGGACUUCCCUGCCUUUGCCAGGAGCCCCCUGAAGCCAGAGCCCCGACCCCAGGGCAGCGCCUGGCCGUAUCCCCGGCAGAGCUCAGCCCAUGCCCAGCGCAUCGCCAGGGCCAAGUGGGAAUUCUUUUACGGCUCCUUGGACGCUCCAAAGACAGGCUCCUCUGCCCCCGACUCUGCUCCCCUGGCUGAGCCCCCCCAGAAGCCUGUCUGCCCGCUGCCCACCGAGCCGCCGGGAUCGGUGCCCGAGCACAGUCUGAGCCACGUGGAGGUGGAGAUAGAGAUGUCUCCUCUGGGAGGCCAGAAGCCCGGCUCCUGCGAGACUGGGAUUAUAAGGAGGACGGUGAAGUACUCUGAGACAGACCUGGACACCGUGCCACUGAGGUGCUAUCGCGAAACCAACAUCGACGAUAUACUGGCCGAGAAGGAGGAGGUGGAUUCAGCAAUUGAGAGCCAGAAGGACAGCGAGAGCAACCCAAGCUUUGGGGGCACCCCGGGCAGGAGGAACAGCACGCCGGAGGAGCCCUCCGCCCCAGGCGCCAGCUGCCCGAAGGAUGGGCUGCGGGACAGGGAAGUGAACGAGGACGAUGAGGUGUUUGACGCGAUGAGGAAGGAGAACAGGGAAAGGAUCAUGGACCGAGACACACAGGGUAUGCUCAAGUCUCCAGUGCCCUUCCUCCUAGGGCACAGCCUCUCCAAGGAUGGCAUGGACUCUUUCAGCAAGCAUUUUGAGAGCAUCAUGGUCCAUCGAGCCAAAGGCACAUCUUACACCAGCCUGGACUCCAUUGACAUCCUCUCCUCCCCAGCCCGCACCCACGGGACCUUUUUCACUUUUGACCUCCCAACUCUUACCCCAGAAAUACAGGGACAGAUCCGAGACAGCGCCAAGCUGAUCGAGGACAACUUUGCUCCUCUGGCUCACUUGGAGCUGGACUCUGGGACCAGUUCGGCCACAGAUGCCCCCUGGACAGAGAGGGAGGAGGAGCGGGGGAGACAAAGGAAGGGUGCUCGGCACAGCCCUUGCCGCUCAGAGGAGAGCUUUGGUACUCCCUUGGCCUCCAACAUGAGCGACCACCCCCUGAGCCAGCUGGUUUCAGACUCAGAGUCGGAGAUGGACAGCGUGGAGCAGCUGGCCCUGGGCAGCACGGACACCCUCUCCAAUGGGCACAAGGCUGACCUGGAGGCCGCCAAACGCCUGGCCAAGAGGCUCUACAACCUGGAUGGCUUUAAAAAAGCAGAUGUGGCCCGCCACUUGGGGAAGAACAACGAGUUCAGCAGGAUGGUGGCAGGGGAAUAUCUGAAGUUCUUCGUGUUCACGGGGAUGAGCCUGGACCAGGCUCUCAGGUCCUUUCUAAAGGAGCUGGCCUUGAUGGGAGAGACGCAAGAGCGAGAGCGAGUGCUGGCUCAUUUUUCCCAGCGCUAUUACGAGUGUAAUCCCAACACCAUCUCUUCGGAGGACGGAGCCCACACUCUCACCUGCGCCCUGAUGCUGCUAAACACAGAUCUGCAUGGACACAACAUUGGGAAGAGAAUGUCCUGCUCCGACUUCAUUGGCAACUUGGAGGGACUCAACGGAGGCACUGACUUCCCCAAGGAGCUGCUCAAGGCGCUGUACAGCUCCAUCAAGAAUGAGAAGCUGCAGUGGGCCAUAGAUGAGGAGGAGCUGAGAAAGUCCCUCUCGGAGCUGGCAGACCCCAACCCGAAGUCCAUCAAGCGCAUCAGCAGCUGCAGUAACCCCUUCCUGGACUUCUCGCAAGACUCCAGCAUCGCCACCUACAAGCAUGGACUGUUAGUGCGCAAGAUCCACGCUGAUCCCGACUGCAAGAAAACGCCCCGAGGGAAGCGCGGCUGGAAGCCCUUCCACGCCAUCCUGAAGGGGAUGAUUCUCUACCUGCAGAAGGAGGAGUAUAAGCCAGGGAAGGCGCUGGUGGAAGAGGAGCUGAAGAACGCUAUUAGCAUCCACCAUUCGCUUGCCACGCGGGCAUCUGACUACAGCAAGCGACCCAACGUCUUCUACCUCAGGACAGCUGACUGGAGAGUCUUCCUCUUCCAAGCACAGAACCCUGAACAGAUGCACUCGUGGAUCACGCGCAUCAAUGUGGUGGCAGCCAUGUUCUCCGCGCCCCCCUUCCCUGCGGCCAUCGGCUCCCAGAAGAAGUUCAGCCGCCCACUGCUGCCCAGCUCCUGCACCAGGCUGUCCCAGGAGGAGCAAGUGAAGAGCCAUGAGACCAAGUUCAAGACAAUGUCAGCAGAGCUGCUGGAGCAUCGCUCCUCGCUGCCUGAGAAGAAGGUGAAGGGCAAGGAGUAUGAGGAGCUGAAGCAGAAGGAAGAGUACCUGGAGUUUGAGAAAUCCCGCUACGGCACCUAUGCCAUGCUGCUGCGGGCCAAGCUGAAGGCUGGCUCAGAGGACCUGGCAGCGUUCGAGUCCACCCUCUUUGAUGCAGCGGGGGGGGAGGACGAUGGCCUGAAAAAAUCCUGCUCCAGCCCCUCGCUCAACAUGGAGCCCUCCAGCACGGCCACCAAGGUGAAGCGCAACGUCUCGGAGCGCGCCAGCCGCCAGCCCCCUGGCCACCCCCAGAAGUCAUAAGCGAGGGGCAUCAGCCGCCUGCGCUGCAGCUCUGUUCUUGCCCCCCUGGCACCGGGGUGGAGGCCACGUGCCCGCCGAGACCCUGCAUGAGUCCAUCCAUCUGCGGCACGAGCUGGGGGAGUGACAGCCGUUCCCCGGCUGUCAGCACCAGCCAUGCAGGGCCGCGGCCCCUCUGCCGGAGAUGGUGGCAGAGCAGGACGGUCCCCGGUCCUUGCCCAUGGGAGCUGCCUGCGCUGUUGGCCCCAUCAGACUUGUUCCUGCCCCUCCUUGUCCUGCGCUUGGCUGCAGGACCCAGUCCCCCCAGCACCGGGGAGGGGGAGCAACUGAAACCCACCCACUGGGCUCAAUUCUUCAGUGGUUGUUAAAAAAAAAAAAAAAAGACAGCGCAGCAAAACAAAGCCAGCGGCCGCUUCUCCUCCAGCUCCGUUGUGCCAUGGGGAGGCAGACAGGAGGGGGCCAGCCCUGGCCUGUCCCCUCUCCUGGGGCUGGUGGCCAGGGGAGCCAGGGCGAUGGCACCUGGCCCCCUCCCUGCCACCCCAGCCACCUCUGCACCCUCCCUGCUUUCUUAUAACUUUUGAACGGUUUUUGUGAUACAGUUUUGCACUUUUUAGUACCAGAUCGAGCUGACCACCAGGGAGGGUUUUUUGGGGCUACUUUUGAUGCUUUUUGGGAACUGUUUAAAAAACAAACAAAACCACAAAGCCAGCCAUGUCCUGUAGGCACUGCGUUCUUGGGGGGAGGAGGUUUUUACACGGACUCAGGGGAGACCCAGCUCCCUGCUGCAGCAAGCUGAGCAUAGGCUUGUGUGUGUGCUGCUGCCUGCUCAGCAGCCCUACAGACAGACAGCUCUGUGGCUGCUGGCACCAAGGAGGCAGCCUUGGGGAUGGCAGCACCCAUUGCUGCAUUUGUAGCUGUAUGGGGGGCUGAUGCGCUGGUGCUUCAUGACCCCCCCCCCAGCAGCCUGGACCAGCCCCAUUUGCACUGCCUGGGUGUGAGCAUCGUACCCGGGGCAUGUUGGGCAGCAGCAUGCAAGUACUCCCGGGGGGCAGGGUGACCCCUGCAGCCAGGGCUGACUUGAGGCUCCCCACUGCCCUAUGGGACUGGCACGGACCGGAGCCAGCUUUCUUUCCCAUGCCGCUUCUCUAACACGUGGCCGGGGCCUCGGAGGUUGCCAGCAAAACCCAGUCCGCAGCGCUGCGAGGUCCUCAUGCUGCUGCAGCGGUGGUGCAGCCCCUUCCUCGGCCAUGGGCUCCCUCCUCGCCAAGGUGAGGGGCACGCUGGGGCAGCCGCCGCCACCCCGGGGUGGGCUGCAGGGUGCUCGUCUGGAGUGAGGUGCUGGUGGUGAAGCGUGGCCACAGGAGCGCCCAGGGUGCGCAGGGACAGCAGAAGGGCUGUGGGUGGGGAGCUGGCACACACACUGUUCUUGGCCGCCCGGGACCCGGCUGGUUUCAGCACUGACUUUGCGAAUGUGUCAAACUUUUUAUUCUGCUCUUUUGAGUCUAUUGCAAAAAAAAAAAAAGAAAAAAAAAGAAAAAAAAAAUCCACCCUUGCCCCAAGCGGCUCAGGGGGAGAAAAACCUUUGUACAGCUUCUUCUCUCAGUUACUGAAGUAAAACUCACUCUUCA